AUGAAGCGGCUUCUUAAGGAUGUCAUCAAAAGAGACAUUGAAGUAGGUGAUCAUCAUAGAGGGGAAAAAUUGAUAGAACAAAGUCUCUGUGAAGAAAAAGUUCUUAUUGUUCUUGAUGAUGUGGACAGUCAUGAACAGGUAGAUGCUUUGGCUAGUGCACUCAAUUGGUUUGGCCGAGGAAAGAGGGUCAUACCUACAACCAGAGACGAACAUAUUUUGAAUGUGAUUAAAAUUGAUAAAGAUAAAAUAUAUAGCCCUCAAGAGCUAGAUCAUAAAAAUUCUCUUCAACUAUUUCGUUUGCAUGCCUUUUCAAGGGAUCCACCUCCUGAAGAUUAUAUGAAAAUUUCACAUGUGGAAUGUUAUUCGGGAGGGUGGCCUUUAACUUUAGAGGUGUUGGGGUCUUACCUAAUGGAUAUAAGCGGCAAAGAAAAAUGGGAAAGUACAUUACAAAAAUUGAAAGAAAUUCCUCUUGAAAAAGUCCAAAGAAGGUUAAGCUAUGAUAAUCUAGAAGAUGAUUAUCUAAAGACUAUAUUUCUUGAUGCUGCAUAUUUUUUCAUUGGAUAG
Messenger RNA from Telopea speciosissima, 564 nucleotides. RefSeq names its product disease resistance protein Roq1-like. The record is from RefSeq and is a predicted model, not a curated record. Gene Ontology annotation, molecular function: ADP binding. Gene Ontology annotation, biological process: defense response. The transcript has a single exon. The coding region runs from base 1 to 564 and encodes 187 amino acids. NCBI's taxonomy places the organism in Eukaryota, Viridiplantae, Streptophyta, Magnoliopsida, Proteales, Proteaceae.